UACAUGAUCAUCUCAAAUUACAUCGUCCUAUCCUUACUUUACGCAUGUUAUACGACCGAUCGUAAAAUUGAACUAAUAAUGUCGUUAGCGCUUGGAAUGUGCGAAACGCCUGGUUGUAACGCUGUCGCAAGUCUUCAAUGUCCAACUUGCUUGAAAAUCGGUAUCCAGGGUUCAUAUUUUUGCAGUCAAGAUUGUUUCAAAGGAAGUUGGAAAGCACAUAAAGUUAUUCAUCAGUUAGCAAAAGGAGAAAAUGGAAAUAAAGUUUCCGACUCUUAUAAUCCUUGGCCAACCUACAAUUAUACGGGAAAAUUACGGCCAUACAAAAAGGAACAACGUAGAGAAGUUCCAGAUUGCAUCAAUCGACCAGAUUAUGCCUUGCAUCCGACUGGAGUACCACUUAGCGAACAAGCUGUCAGAGGUUCUGGUCAAAUCAAAAUUCUCGACGAUGAGGAAAUUGAAGGCAUGAGAGUUGCAUGCAAGCUUGGUCGAGAAGUGUUAGAUGAAGCUGCAAAGACAUGCGAUGUUGGUGUUACAACUGCUGAAAUUGAUAGAAUUGUGCAUGAAGCUUGUAUCGAAAGGGAUUGCUAUCCAUCGCCAUUAAAUUAUUAUCAGUUUCCUGCUAGCUGUUGUACUUCUGUUAAUGAAGUGAUUUGUCAUGGUAUACCUGAUACCCGACCUCUGCAGGAUGGCGAUAUUUGUAAUGUUGAUGUUACUGUAUAUCACAAUGGUUUUCAUGGAGAUUUAAACGAGACCUUUUUACUGGGCAAUGUAAAACCAGAAAUAAGGAAAUUAGUGGAAGUGACAUAUGAAUGUUUGUCUAAAGCUAUCGAUAUUGUGAAACCUGGUGAAAAAUAUCGAGAAAUUGGUAAUGUCAUUCAAAAACAUUCACAGGCGCAUGGUUUCAGUGUAGUUCGUAGUUAUUGCGGUCAUGGAAUUCACCGUUUAUUUCAUACCGCGCCAAACGUACCCCAUUAUGCUAAAAACAAAGCAAUAGGUGUUAUGAAGCCAGGGCACUGUUUCACAAUCGAGCCAAUGAUAUCUCAGGGCACAUGGAAGGAUGAAACAUGGCCUGAUAAUUGGACUGCUGUUACAUUAGACGGUCAGUGGUCGGCACAAUUUGAGCAUACACUUUUAGUAACAGAAACUGGUUGUGACAUUCUCACAAAACGGCUUGCAAAUAAUGGUAUUCUCUGACGAGAAGGAGCGCCAAUAUGGAUGGUAUUCCCCAUGGAUAUUCGGUGAUUGAUGGGCCGAGGCUUUUUCAGUAUCAGUGUAGACGCGUAUGGUGGAGAUGACGGUCUCCUAAUCUUACUUUUCGCCUCAGAAAUACAGAUGCACGUGGCAAGAAGCCAGCAAAUCCAAUUAGCCGUCUAUAAUUUUCGAAGCGCAUGAUCAUGGAAUGAUUCUACCUUGUCUCGAAAGAUUCCAGAGAGAAAGAGAGAGAGAGAGAGAGAGAGAGAGAGAGAGAGAGAAAGAGAGAACGAGAUUGCAAAGUCAAAUUGUCAAGAAGUUGAAUAAAAAACGAAAUAAGACAGUA
Camponotus floridanus (Florida carpenter ant) is the source of this 1537-nucleotide messenger RNA. Its product is annotated as methionine aminopeptidase 1. Lineage: Eukaryota; Metazoa; Arthropoda; Insecta; Hymenoptera; Formicidae. Gene Ontology annotation, biological process: proteolysis. Bases 4 to 1194 code for a protein of 396 amino acids. The record is from RefSeq and is a predicted model, not a curated record. The transcript has 7 exons. Gene Ontology annotation, molecular function: metalloaminopeptidase activity.